AUGGCGGAUGCCGAGGACCCCACGCCUGGCUAUGGAGGUGUGAUGUCCAGAACGCUGUCCUUCCUGGACAAACUUCUUUCUGACUUUUGGGGGACGCUGUCCCUCCGACAACCGGUACCCGACCUACAAACCACGCAGGAUCACCCACCUAAACCCGGUCUCCGGCAGCCUCAAACUUGGCGUGGCACAAAGACAGUGCGAAAAUGGCGGAGAAGACCAGGUCGGCGGAGCAUGGAAGGCGGGAAGCGCAGGCCUGCAUCAGCAAGGGGUGCCUAUAGAGCCGGCAGCUGGAAAAUCAAGCAGGAUAAACCAGGGAGAGGAGAGCAGGGGAUAUCGAAGAAGAAACCAUAUAACAUGGACUCUGUAUCGAUUUUGUCUGGGUCAAUAUGCCUCCUGAUCCACCCCAUUACCUGGUAUUGUACCCUGCCCAUGACGGGCAUAGGCUGA
Pelobates cultripes (western spadefoot toad) is the source of this 447-nucleotide messenger RNA. The record is from the annotation of a GenBank genome assembly. NCBI's taxonomy places the organism in Eukaryota, Metazoa, Chordata, Amphibia, Anura, Pelobatidae.